This is a messenger RNA of Chondrus crispus (carragheen), 1077 nucleotides long. RefSeq lists its product as hypothetical. Gene Ontology annotation, molecular function: nucleic acid binding. The record is from RefSeq and is a predicted model, not a curated record. NCBI's taxonomy places the organism in Eukaryota, Rhodophyta, Florideophyceae, Gigartinales, Gigartinaceae. Gene Ontology annotation, biological process: DNA integration. The transcript has a single exon. Bases 1 to 1077 code for a protein of 358 amino acids.
AUGAUAAAAGUAAGAAUGCGAAUCAAGAGAGGUUGUUAUCUACCGUUUUGGGUGGAUGUCGUGGAUGCUGAUGUUCCCCUACUAUUCGGUCUGGAUCUACUAGACCGACACAAGCUCGUCGCGGACAACACUGACAACGUCCUCGUCAGCAAAAUUGGUGGCUGGCAAGUACCGAUAGUUAGAGCACACGGUCACAUGUUCGUUCGAUGGGACUUACACGAGGUUAUGUACACCCGCACCGAACUCGAGCGACUACACCUACACUUCUUUCAUCCUUCCGUACAGAAGCUGCUCAACCUCCUGAAACGAGGCACUCCAGAUCGCGUCAAGAACGAUACACCCACUAUCAUCCAAGAUAUCGUAGACGAGUGUGCAGGAUGCAAGCGUUUCGGUAUUCGUCCGUAUCGUUUUAGAGUAUCAUUGCCGAGUGAUGAGGUGAUUUUUAAUCACGAAGUCGCCGUAGAUCUCUUCUGGGUUGGCGGUAAUCCUAUCCUCCACGUCGUCGAUACCCAUACUGGUUAUCAAAAUGUCGCCCUUCCGAAGAGUCUGUCCGCUAGGCAUGUAUGGGAUGCGUUCUUAGAGGCGUGGGUUACAGUGUACGUCGGUAUCCCCAAUCGUAUCCGUGCUGACCAGGGCUCUGUCUUCACUUCCAAGUUUUGGGACGACAUCACUACGCUACAUGGUAUCGAUCUUCAAUUAUCAGGAACACAGAGCCACAACUCGAUCGGAAUCGGUGAAAGAUAUCACGCCCCUCUACGGCGGAUAUUUCGAGUCAUUCGUUCGCAGUAUCCGAAGCUCGAUCCCGAGAUUGCUAUUCGCCUUGCUGUAAAGGCCGCCAACGAUACACUAGGACCGAACGGUUAUGUCCCCUCACGGUUAGUCUAUGGAGUUGAUCCUGCAUUUCCGGUAGUGAACGCGCAGUUGCCAGCUCAGCGAGAACGCAUGGCAGCUUUAGAGACGGCAAAACUCGAAAUGGCGACAAUCACAGCGCAACUACGCAUCCAGCAAGCACUUAAAUCAAAGCUUCCACCAGCCAGUAGAUACGACAUCAGACCGGGGGAUGAGGUCCUGGUCUAG